Messenger RNA from Arachis stenosperma, 1922 nucleotides. Its product is annotated as BTB/POZ and MATH domain-containing protein 2-like. NCBI's taxonomy places the organism in Eukaryota, Viridiplantae, Streptophyta, Magnoliopsida, Fabales, Fabaceae. The coding region runs from base 321 to 1562 and encodes 413 amino acids. Gene Ontology annotation, molecular function: protein binding. The record is from RefSeq and is a predicted model, not a curated record. Gene Ontology annotation, biological process: protein ubiquitination. The transcript has 4 exons.
AGAACCAAAUUAAUCACAAGAGCUUAAGUUGUGCACGGAAUCCGUGCCCUUCUCUCUUUCUUUCUCUCUAUUCUAUUCUUCUCCCUCUCUUAGGUUCUGGGAAUCCAAAUUCGAAACCCUAGAAGUUCAGCUUCCAGAACCUGACAAUUCCCCUAACGGAACCCUAGAUUUUCUCAGCAUCCUGAUCAAAUUACUCACCCAAUCGAGUUCACAUCCUCUAAUCCACGCCCCGAAUUUCCCAUUCCCAGUUCGUCUCCAAACCCUCGAUCGGCGUGAGUUUCCGAACAAUUCGAUAAAUUUAGCUACCGUGGCUCUCGCGCAUGGGUAAGAUUCUCCGAGAAACCGGGAAACCGUCCUCCAGUACUGCUUCGCCGUCAUCGUCUUCAGCUCCGGCAACGACGUCGUCUACGUCCGUGACCGAAACAGUUAGGGGGUCUCAUCAUUUCAAGAUCACGGGGUAUUCUCUCUCAAAGGGGAUUGGGAUUGGGAAAUACGUGGCCUCGGAUACGUUCUCGGUUGGUGGAUACGAUUGGGCGAUCUACUUUUACCCUGAUGGAAAGAGCGUUGAGGACAAUGCCACCUACGUUUCUCUCUUCAUCGCUCUCGCCAGCGACGGCACAGACGUUAGGGCGCUCUUUGAGCUGACCCUUUUGGAUCAGAGCGGGAAGGAGAGGCACAAGGUCCAUAGCCAUUUCGAGAGGACGCUCGAAAGCGGGCCGUACACGUUGAAGUACCGGGGUAGCAUGUGGGGUUACAAACGAUUCUUUAAGAGAACGGCUCUAGAAACAUCUGACUACCUUAAAGAUGAUUGCCUAUCUGUGAAUUGUAGUGUUGGUGUGGUGAGAUCACACACAGAAGGCCCUAGAAUCUAUUCUAUAGGAAUUCCUCCAUCUAACAUUGGUGAGCAAUUUGGUCAACUACUGGAAAGCGGAAGAGGAACUGAUGUGAGUUUUGAAGUGAAUGGAGAAAUUUUUGCGGCCCAUAAAUUGGUACUAGCUGCACGAUCACCCGUUUUCAGAGCCCAACUUUUUGGUCCUAUGAAAGAUCAGAAUACUGAUUGUAUAAAAGUUGAAGAUAUGGAGGCUCCAGUCUUUAAGGCAUCACUUCAUUAUAUGUACUGGGACACACUACCUGAUUUGCAUGAGCUAACUGGACUGAACACAAAAUGGGCAACCACCUUGAUGGCUCAACAUCUGCUAGCGGCAGCUGAUCGGUAUGCCUUAGAGAGGCUUAGGCUGAUGUGUGAAGCAAGUCUCUGUGAAGAUGUUGCAAUAAACACUGUGGCUACGACUUUAGCUUUAGCAGAGCAGCAUCAUUGUUUUCAGCUGAAAGCAGUCUGUCUUAAGUUUAUUGCAACCUCCGAAAACCUCAGAGCCGUGAUGCAAACUGAUGGGUUUGACUACUUGAAGGAAAGUUGCCCUUCUGUACUGACAGAGCUACUGGAGUAUGUGGCUAGAUUCACUGAGCAUUCGGACUUGAUGUUCAAGCACAGGAAUGAUGUACUCCUUGAUGGCAGCGACAUAAAUGGGAGGCGGGUGAAGCAAAGGCUUUAUAAUAACUAAGUCUGUGUACACUGUACUCAACUCGAAUUGCUCUCUGUAGAGUCUUCUUUCACUCUCCCUUUUUUAAAAAGGAUAGCGAGAUAAGCUUUAUAGGAUUUAGAGUCAAUUUUUAAUUCUUAGCUUAUUCAUGUGUAUGAGACGUAAAUGUAAUGUAAUCUGUGAUAGUGUUGUACUAUCAAUGCUCCGUUUGAUUGUGUAGUCUUCUGUAAUGCCUUCAAGUUCGUUUUCGUUUUCGUUGAAAGAAACGUGUCUGAAAGUAGUGAUCACUGAUCAGUCAGCGUCUGUUCAGAGUUCAUGCAUUCUUUUACUGUUGUCAUCUUAGAGACGUUAGAAAGGUAUCCUCUGACGAAAUUCUCCCUA